AUGGGAGGUGGAAGUGAAUCUUCCUGGGAUAAGGAUAAUAUGCAGUCUCUUCUUGCUGCUCAUGUACCUCAACAUGAAAUUGCUCAUGCAGCCCCAGCUGGCCAGCUGGGCCUUGGAUGUGCCCCUACCCUUAAUCCACUGCAGCUGAACCAUCUCCUGACCAAUAGACUGGAUCUUCAAUUUAUGAUGAUACCUCAUCCCCUCCUUCCAGUCAGCUUACCUCUUGCAUCAGUUGCCAUGGCAAUGAAUCAGAUGAACCAUCUCAAUACUAUUGCCAACAUGGCUGCUGCAGCCCAGAUUCACAGUCCACUCUCCAGAGCUGGAGCCUCUGUUAUAAAGGAGCAGAUACCGGAGAGUCUGUCUCUUGCUCCCUCUCUGGAAGAGAGUCACCACUCUGGGAGCCAGACCUCCUCCAAACCAAGCAGCAGUGUGACCUGCUCUCCCUUUCAGAUGGAUCAUCAUUUGGAGAGAAUGGAAGAGGUACAAGUUCAAAUUCCAAUGUUGAAGCAACCCUUGGACACGAUCCAACUGACUCCUGGGCAGGCAUUGGCUUCUGGAUUUCCUGGACCGUUCAUUUUUGCUGAUAGUCUGUCCUCCGUGGAGACUCUGUUGACCAACAUUCAGGGUCUACUGAAAUUGGCUUUGGAUAAUGCUCAUAUCCAGGAGAAGCAUAUUCAGCAAGAAAAGAAGGAACUGCAAAUGGAGCUCUAUAGAGAGAGAGAAAUUAGAGAAAACCUUGAAAGACAACUUGCAGUUGAGCUUCAAAGCCGAACUACCAUGCAAAAGUGCCUGAAGAAGGAGAGAAAAGCCAAGAGAAAACUUCAGGAAGCUUUGGAAUUUGAAUCAAAGCGCCGAGAGCAAGUGAAGCAGGCACUUAAGCAAGCCACUGCUAGCGAGAGUGGCCUGAGGUUAUCGAAAGAUACUGGAAUUCCAGAUAUUGAAAUAGAAAAUAAUGAGACUCCUCAGGAUAGUGCUACUAUGCAAGGAUAG
Molecule: messenger RNA, 990 nt
Organism: Choloepus didactylus (southern two-toed sloth)
Lineage: Eukaryota; Metazoa; Chordata; Mammalia; Pilosa; Megalonychidae
Gene: DACH2
Product: dachshund family transcription factor 2
Exons: 9
Coding region: 1-990 (329 amino acids)
Source: RefSeq, a predicted model, not a curated record